Messenger RNA from Mercenaria mercenaria, 1316 nucleotides. Its product is annotated as acetylcholine receptor subunit delta-like. The record is from RefSeq and is a predicted model, not a curated record. Gene Ontology annotation, biological process: regulation of membrane potential; signal transduction; chemical synaptic transmission. Lineage: Eukaryota; Metazoa; Mollusca; Bivalvia; Venerida; Veneridae. The transcript has 4 exons. Gene Ontology annotation, cellular component: synapse; neuron projection; membrane. The coding region runs from base 1 to 1227 and encodes 408 amino acids. Gene Ontology annotation, molecular function: neurotransmitter receptor activity; transmembrane signaling receptor activity; extracellular ligand-gated monoatomic ion channel activity.
AUGGACACUAACGCUGCGCUUCUACGUUUUGUACUUUUAUCCGCGCUCUUUCCGACGAACGUGUUUUGUCAAAGUGGGAAAGACGUGAAUUCCUUGUUGACUUACCUGUUUACAACUGAGGGUUACAACAAAAAAGUUCGACCACUGACAGACCAGUCGCAAGCAGUUGAUAUCAAUGUGGACUUCUUCCUAAACUCGGUCAUUGCGUUCGACGAACAAGAUGAAAGUUUAAAGAUCUCUGGAUUUCUUGAAUGUAGCUGGACAGAUGAGUAUUUAACAUGGAAUUCCUCUGACCAUAACAACAUUAGUGAACUUUUCAUUCCUCAAGACGAUAUAUGGAAGCCAGAUAUUUCAUUGAGAAACACAUUUAAAUCUUUUACCGGUCUAGGUGCCACGUAUUUAAACGCAUAUGUAUCAAGUGCUGGAGAUGUCAGAUGGAAUCCGUAUCAGGUAUUAGAAUCGACAUGCUCUAUUGACAUCACCUAUUUUCCAUUUGACACACAAACAUGUGAGCUAAAGUUCACGGCCUGGAGUUAUAGCUCUGAUCAGGUAGAGCUAAACAAAGGCAACAAAGGUGUACAACUUGAAGAAUAUGUAGAAAAUUCCGCAUGGGCGCUUGUCGGAACAUCUACUAGAGAAACUAACACAGAUGAGGCAGCGGUCUUCUUUGCUUUGAAGUUGAAGCGAAGACCAAACUUUUAUAUAAUAAAUGCUAUAUUACCUGUAGUGUUUCUUUCCAUUCUGAACAGUUUUACGUUUCUCCUGCCGGUGUCAUCUGGAGAAAGAGCUAGUUACGCAGUUACAGUGUUCCUUUCAUUAGCUGUGUUUUUAACCAUAGUUGCGAACGAACUACCAAAAAACUCACAGAAGACGUCACUACUCUCUGUUUAUCUGAUGCUAAUGAACAGUUUGAGCACAUUCAUUGUCAUAUUGAGCAUAGCUGAGGUGAGGAUAGCAACACGGAAUGCUAAUACAAAGCCUGUUACUAAAGGAUACAUGACAUUUAUCAAAAUAUCACAUUUUAUCACAUGUAAGACUUGCAAAAAGUCGGUGACUCCAGCAAAAGUUUCGACGCCGAAGGCUCGUAAACGUCUUGACCUGGAGGACAACAUCACAUGGACAGAAGCUGUUGAUGCUAUUGAUAUUGUUUUCUUUUGGUUCUCCCUACUAUUCACAUUUCUCUGCACUUUGAUCCUUGGUGCAGUGGCAGUUAAUGGAGACAAAUAAAAGAUCAAUUUAAUCAGAUAAUUGUUUCAUUUCACCAUGCGUGGACGUUAGUAUUUGAUGCACAUUUUUAUUUUACUCGAGUCCUGUGC